Messenger RNA from Epinephelus fuscoguttatus (brown-marbled grouper), 3928 nucleotides. It is a transcript of the gene gfra2b, whose product is annotated as GDNF family receptor alpha 2b. The transcript has 10 exons. Gene Ontology annotation, cellular component: signaling receptor complex; external side of plasma membrane. The record is from RefSeq and is a predicted model, not a curated record. Gene Ontology annotation, biological process: nervous system development. The coding region runs from base 666 to 2129 and encodes 487 amino acids. Gene Ontology annotation, molecular function: signaling receptor activity. NCBI's taxonomy places the organism in Eukaryota, Metazoa, Chordata, Actinopteri, Perciformes, Serranidae.
CCUCAGUGGUCGCACGCACUGAGUUUGCUGAAGGAGACACGAGCGGACGCACGAGGCAGCUGGAGUGGAUUAAGAGCGAGGGAGACGCGCGUGCCAUUACGCAUCAGGCUGCUCCGGUGUGGAGAGCAUCGGUUCAACCAGCGCGACCAGGCUGAUUGUUAUUUCUGUUCUCACUCGUGUUAAUGUAGAGGAGGAGCAGAGGGAGCAGAGGAGGAGCGGGAGCGGCGCUACGGGCACCGUCACACACACCGAGCACCGGGGAAAGUUGGAGUAACGCGGGCGGACGGUGCGGGAAGGAGCGCGUGGAUGUUUAACGUCUAACACCGAGGAAAGUGUUGGUUGUUUCUCCGCGCGUGGACCGACUCCUCCGGAUGAACCGUGGAUACUCACACACGCGCUGCUGCACCGGAAUAUGCGGUCCUUAACGGACUGUGCCAACACUUGUCCCUGUGUGCGGGUUUGAGUCCACCGAGCGGAGUCCGGGCUCCCUCCCGGUCCACACCGUCUCCAGGGCCAUCUGCUCACUCCACCAUGUCGGCGGCAGUUUCACCGGUUUCCAGCGCAGAGCGGGAGCGACAGUGAGACACACCGGGAGGCAGAGAGAGAUACACGGCGUGAACCGGACUGGACCGGACCGGACCGGACCGAGCCUUUGAUCCGCCUUCAUGACUUGUGGAUUUACAGCUGCACGCGACAUGAUCCUGAUUACUGUCAUCACUUUGGUGUUUGUGUUGGAUGUGUGUGUGUGUGACUCGGAGCUGGGCUCCCCCGGGUGGAGGGAACCUCUGGACUGCGUCCGAGCCUCUGAACUGUGCAACCAGAACAGCCAGUGCAGCUCACGUUACCGGAUCAUGCGCCAGUGCCUGUCCGGCGGGGACAAAGAGCGCAGCACCAUGCUGGCCUCCAAGGAGUGCCAGGGGGCGCUGGAGGUGCUGCAGGACUCCCCACUGUACGACUGCCGCUGCAAGAGAGGCAUGAAGAAGGAGCUGCAGUGCCUGCAGAACUACUGGAGCAUCCACAUGGGUCUGACUGAGGGGGAAGAGUUUUACGAGACAUCUCCCUACGAGCCGAUCCAUUUCUCAGAGGAAUUCCGACAUGCCUCCAUCAUCUCAGAUUCGUCUCUAUCCAAGAUGAGCCCCUGCUCUGAGGCCGGGAAACCCUGUAACCCCUGUCUGGAUGCGGCAAAGGCCUGUAACCUUAACGAAACGUGUAAACGCCUACGAUCUGCCUAUAACUCCAUCUGCAGCAAGGCCACGCCCCCUCAGCCCUCUCUGGCCAAUCAGGAGCCAUGCAGCCGGAAAAGAUGUCAGAAGGCCCUGCGUCAGUUCUUCGAGCGGGUCUCAUGGGAGCUGAGCUACCCUCUGCUGUUCUGCUCCUGCCCGGACCAGGCGUGUGCCGAGCGCCGCCGCCGCACCAUCGUCCCCUCCUGCUCCCACCAGGAGAGGCACAAGCCCACCUGCCUGGAGCUCCGACGCAUCUGCCGCUCCGACGCUCUCUGCAGGUCUCGGCUCGCUGAUUUCCACAUGAACUGCCAGAUGACCUCUCACACCGUCACCAGCUGCCCUCAUGACAACUACCACGGCUGCCUCAUGUCCUACGUCGGCCUCAUUGGCUCUGAUGUAACGCCGAACUACAGCGACAGCAGUCCAUCCAACAUCACCAUGAGCCUGUGGUGUACCUGCAGGGGCACCGGCAAUCAGGAGCGCGAGUGUGACGCUUUCCACCGGGACUUCACACACAACACCUGCCUCAAGAACGCCAUCCAGUCGUUUGGUUACGGCUCAGAGGGAGGGACUCUUCUUGUCACCGAGCCGUCGUCCACCUUCUUACCCCCUGCCCAGCCGCCAAUCAUCUCCAAACCUGCUCCCUCUCUGCACGGCAAUGCAAUCAAACCCAUGGACAGUGCUUGUAUGUUCUCCACCUGUGCCAACCUGCAGGACGGAGGCCAGAAGUGUGUCCCCUCCGAUGAGUUUGAGUGUGAGGAGGCUCUGUUGGCUCAGGGGUCAAUAGACUCUCAGGACUCUGCAGGACCGAAGAGCAGCAGCCGGCAAUCAGCUCCACUCCUCCACCACGUCUCUCUGACUGUGUGUGUGUCCAUCCUGCCAACGUUUCUACUCCUCGUCUCAUAAACACGAACUCACGCGCACAUACAAACACCCACCCACACACAGACACACACACACACUCACAUACUCACACAUACACACUCAGAAAUGGCAAGACCCAGAGAAAGGCACGUGACUCGUCGCCCUCCGCUACGAGAAAAUGUCAACCGACAGACGUCCAAACAUCAACAACAGGCUUUCGAGGAGGGAGAGUGUUUUGGAGGACGUUCAGAUUAGCCGUGUCUCUCCACACACAAACACACAGACGGUGAGGAAGAGGAAGCUGGACUGUGUCUUCUCUGAGAGAGAAAUAACAAAGGCAGAGACAGAGGGACUCGUGGGGAUUUCGGAUCACAGCGACUUCAUUUCCAAUGCUCCCUGUCUGGAGGGUUUGUGUGCUUUUUGUGCAGCCCGGCUCUGACUCACUCCCUCCAGCUUUUUUGGAUCUGAGACAGCUGGACUGAAAACACAGGAAUACACACACACAUGCACACACACACACACACACACACACACACACACAUUCGGACAACAAGUUUUAAAACCGGCAGCGAGCGAGAGAGACGACAGGCUUUCUAGGCUGGACAGACGGGGUAGAUCCUUCCACGGUGUUUGUCAGCUCCAUUUAUCACUCCCCUGGACCUCUCUCGUGGCAAGAAAUCUAUACCACAUACAUUCAAAGCACAAACACACACACACACACACACACACAUGCACACUGUCGCCGUCCCCUUAGACCUCGUUAGCGGGCAAACAGGGUCCCCACACGGACACAAACACUCAUGCUGUACACCAGUGUGCUUUUUGCGGGUCUUUAUCUUAAUUUUGUCGUCGACAUUCUGUACAAACUUCAUUUAAUGUGGAAUAUGAAAAAAGUCCAUCCAAUGAAAUCUCAAUGGGAGAGUGUAUAUUUCACAUUCUGUAAGUGUAUAGUUGUGUGAGCGCAGUGUGUGUGUCUUUCUUUGUUUGUUGGGGAGUAUGUGUGUGUGUGUGUGUGUGUGUGUGUAUGGCAGCAAAGAAAGGCUGGAAGGGUUCAAAUCUUAUAAGCAGCUGAAAGACGACGUGUGAAACUGUAUCUCUGCUGAACUCUUAGUGUUGACAUUGAAAUACCGCUGAACUGAUGGCACUGGAAUAUUUUACCUUCGGAAACCAUUAAUGCCAUUUGAAUCCCCAUCGGUGAAUUUUUCAAGUUCAAAAACUGAAGUUUGAAGAGAAGCUCACACUCUGAGCUGCAGCUUGAGCAAAUAGACCCUCUAGGGCCGUUGUCACGAUGACGUCAUGUUAUUAUCACCUGCAGGUAAAGCUGCCCCCCCCCACACACACACACACAGCUGUAGGCUACAUAGGAGUCUUAAAAUGUCACCACAGUGUAAUUAUGCAACAGUUCAGUAAUAUACUAACAUCGUUCUUUAGAGACAGGGUCGUUCCUUCUGUUUUAGUUUCAUUGGUAAAAAGACCCAAAACCAAACACUGGAAACUGAUCCCCAACAAAUCUUACAGUGCGUUUAGUUCAGUUAUAUCUGAUCAUAUGAACAAAUGUAAAAGCUUUAACACUUUGAUUUGUUUUUAAUCAAAGAGCGACUAAUAAUCUGAAGAGGAAAGUUUGACUCUAAAAGUUUUGAGCUGAAACAGCAGAAACCUUUUUGUCUUUCAUGCUUCAGUUCAGCUGUAUUUAUAAUUCCACAUUCAAUGGUUCAUCAUGACGUCUUCAGUUGCUUAUAACAUUCAAAUAAUUUGGUCCUUUUGUUUGUUUUUUGCUUUCAUGAACGUGUUUGACCUCUGUGUGUGUGUAUGGGUUCUUCGGUGUGUACGUUACCUCUGGA